Messenger RNA from Hyphopichia burtonii NRRL Y-1933, 762 nucleotides. RefSeq names its product proteasome core particle subunit alpha 7 (gene PRE10). Bases 1 to 762 code for a protein of 253 amino acids. Gene Ontology annotation, biological process: ubiquitin-dependent protein catabolic process. Gene Ontology annotation, cellular component: proteasome core complex; proteasome core complex, alpha-subunit complex; nucleus. The transcript has a single exon. Lineage: Eukaryota; Fungi; Ascomycota; Pichiomycetes; Serinales; Debaryomycetaceae. The record is from RefSeq and is a predicted model, not a curated record.
AUGUCCUCCAUCGGUACCGGGUACGACUUGUCGAAUAGUGUUUUCUCCCCCGACGGUAGAAAUUUUCAAGUUGAAUAUGCCAUGAAGGCAGUUGAAAAUGGUGGUACAUCAAUUGGUAUCAAAUGUAAAGACGGGAUAGUCUUAGCCGUUGAAAAAAUCAUAAAUUCCAAGUUAUUGGUUCCUGGAAAGAACAAACGUAUUCAAACAAUUGAUAAACAUAUUGGUGUUGCUUAUUCUGGGUUAUUACCUGAUGGACGUCAUUUUGUUAACAGAGGUAGAGAUGAAGCCCAAUCCUUUAGAAAUAUAUAUAAAACCCCUGUUUCGGUUCCCCAUUUAAUGGAUAGAUUGGGGAUUUAUGUUCAAAACUAUACUUGUUAUAACUCCGUUAGACCUUUUGGUAUUGUUGCUAUAGUUGGUGGUAUCGAUGAUAAUGGAUCGCAUUUAUAUAUGAUUGAACCUAGUGGUACUUCCUGGGGUUACACCGGUGCUGCUACUGGUAAAGGAAGACAAACUGCUAAAUCAGAAUUAGAAAAAUUGAAUUUUGAAGAACUAACAAUUAAAGAUGCAGUCAAACAUGCUGCUAGAAUCAUUCACCAAGCUCAUGAAGAUAACAAGGAUAAAGAUUAUGAAUUGGAAAUCAGUUGGUGUUCUAAACAAGAAACUAACGGUAGACAUGAAUCCAUCCCAGAAGAUUUAUUGAAAGAAGCUAUAAAAUUUGCCCAAGAAGAUGAUGAAGAUGAUGAAGACGAAGAAAUGAGUUAG